Messenger RNA from Lycium ferocissimum, 2048 nucleotides. RefSeq lists its product as uncharacterized. The transcript is spliced from 3 exons. Bases 767 to 1429 code for a protein of 220 amino acids. Lineage: Eukaryota; Viridiplantae; Streptophyta; Magnoliopsida; Solanales; Solanaceae. The record is from RefSeq and is a predicted model, not a curated record.
UGGGGUAAGUUUAUUCUUUGAGCCCAUUUUGAAAAAUUCUGGUUGCUAAAGUUUGAGACUUGUUUUCUCGAGGAUUAUGGUUUUAUCCUUUUUGCAUUUGAUGAAGUUUUAUGGCUUAAUAUGCUUGUCUUGUUUGCUUAUUUCAUGUUUCACAGCAAAAAUAGCUAAUUAUGUCAUGAAAAGUGGUUGUAUAAAGUUUUCUUAGCAUUUUGAGAUUUUCUGAUUCUUUGUUAAAGUUUGAAACUUUUUGGUUUGUUGGGAUUCUGUUUUGACACCCUAUUGUAUUUGUUGAAGUCCUAUGUCUUACAUGAUAGUCAUAUGUUUAUUUUUAUGUUUGGUAGUGAUAUGACAGAAACUGGAGACUAUCCUGCUUGAGAUUUACCUAUGUAGGUGGUUUUCAUUUUUUGCUGACAUAUUUAGAUAAAGCUAUUGUUCCAACGACCAAACAAUUUGCAUUAUCCUGGUUUUGUGGUACUGGUUGUUGAUUUGUAUCCUGUAUCUAGAAUAUGGUUUUGUUCCAAGAUCAUGAAGCUUGAGAUGUUUUUACAAAAUUUUAAUCCUGUAUUUGAAGAUGCUUGGUUAAUCAUCAUGCUAUUUUGACCUUUCUGAUGGAUUGUGAUUUUAGUACAUUCAGCCUUCAUAAGUAACUUCCGUUAAAUUCAUUUUAUUUCUUGAUCAGGUUUUUAGUUCAAAUCCCAGACACUGCUUGAUCAGGUUUUUAGUUUUCUAGAUUGUUACCCUUCUCCCAAAAAAAGAAAAAGAAGGGAUGGGAACUGAAGAUAAAAGACUAUUUUGUUUCUGCCAUUGGGGCGGAAAGAGCAAAGUGCUUCCAGAUGGAUCCACUUCGUAUGUGGGAGGUAUUACCGAUCAGAUUAUUGUGAAGACAGGCAUAAAGUACAAUGAUUUUGUGAAUGCAGUUUUCGACCGAUUAGGGAUUGAUCCUUCAGAUAAAGUCUUGCAGUUUACACUGAAGUUUGAUAAGACUCAAUUGAUACGACUGAGAGACCAAGAAGGUGUCGAUACUUUGUUGCAAUUUAAUGACGGUUUUGCCCAUGUUUAUGCAUCAAGUUCGGAGAAGGAGCCUAAUUCUGCAGUUGCUCCUAAUAUGGCUACCACUAGGGUUUCAACCACUGAGGUCGAAGCAGUCUCUCUCGGAAGUGCUGAGGAAGAACAAGUGAGUGCCGAUACUCCAAUUCCUGCACCUUCACACCAAUGGAUCACUGAUGGAACUCCAGAUGCUGCUGCCAACUGGAGUGAAUUACUUGUUGGGGAAGGACAAGCUUUCGAGAACGCUGAUGCUUUUAGGAAGAACAAGUUUUUCAUUUUCAAGAUUGUUUCCCUUCUCACAAACAAAAAAGAAAGAAAGAAAGAGAGAGUUUGUUGCCCUUUUUGGCUUUGUGGUCAUGUACUAGUUCAUGAUGGGAACUGAAGAUAACACGUGUCUUUAUUAAUAGGGUAACGAACACUUCUGAAACAUGAAAAACUAUGAAAGAUAAAGGCUUAUAUUUGCAUCGCCAACAACUUAUUAGACUUGAAACCUGCAUUUCCAAAAAUGAAGAAUUAAGGAAGAGCUGAAUGAGAUAAUAAAUACUUGUAAAGAAAAUAUUCUGAAAGAUAAAAUGGAUAGAUUAUAAAACAUCUAUGACCCUUUUCAUAGAAAAAUAAAUCAAUGGUUUAUGUUUAGUCGUGGCUUCAAUAAUUCACCGAAAAAGAUUUAGGAAAAUGCUUUCUGGAGACUAAAGCAUAUGUUAGUUGAUAGUAUAACAAGAAAUGAUCAAAUGAAAUGCUAAUAGCUAAGUCAAACCAAAAAAAUCUACGUAGAGAUCAAGUUGAAUACCUGGUCACUCUAACUUUUCUGUGCUUUUGCGUUCACGUAAUUUUUCUGUGUUCCAAGUUGAAUACCUGGUCAAACCACGAUUAAGUGCUAACACUUUAAGUACAAACACAUUUCAUGCAUCUAUUGGCUUGGUAUAAUCAUCGGCCACGGAUAAGUUUUUCAGUUCUCUUUUGUUUUGUGAGACAGUGAAAAAUGUCUUUGACUGCUUAUU